This is a messenger RNA of Phoenix dactylifera (date palm), 1954 nucleotides long. Its product is annotated as squalene monooxygenase SE1. Gene Ontology annotation, molecular function: squalene monooxygenase activity; flavin adenine dinucleotide binding. Gene Ontology annotation, biological process: sterol biosynthetic process. Gene Ontology annotation, cellular component: membrane; endoplasmic reticulum. NCBI's taxonomy places the organism in Eukaryota, Viridiplantae, Streptophyta, Magnoliopsida, Arecales, Arecaceae. The record is from RefSeq and is a predicted model, not a curated record.
UUCGUUGUAUUAAUUUGGCGCUCGUAGGGGGACGAGAGGGGUGGGGGACGAGAAAGAGCGCUUUUCCGAGGAGAUGCGGGGCGAGUAUCUCGUCGGAGGGAUUGCCGGCGCGAUCUUGGGGUUUCUCCUCCUCGCCGGAAUCCAGGGGAGACGGCGGAGGGGUGACAGAGAUCUGGCCGGGGAGGCGGCCGCCGACGGGAAGGGGGAAUGCGGCUCGGAAUCCGCCGGGAACGCCGGCGCUGACAUUAUCGUCGUUGGGGCUGGCGUCGCCGGAUCCGCCCUGGCCUAUACUCUCGGAAAGGAUGGGCGCCGAGUGCAUGUAAUUGAGAGAGAUCUGACAGAGCCUGAUCGAAUUGUUGGUGAAUUGUUACAACCUGGGGGCUACCUUAAAUUGAUUGAGUUGGGCCUUGAGGACUGUGUGGAAGAAAUUGAUGCUCAGCGGGUCCUUGGCUAUGCUCUUUAUAAAGAUGGAAAGGAUGCCAGACUCCCUUACCCCUUGGAGAAAUUCCAUUCUGAUGUUGCUGGAAGGAGCUUCCACAAUGGCCGGUUCAUACAGAGGAUGCGAGAGAAAGCUGCAUCUUUGCCCAGUGUUCGGUUAGAGCAGGGAACUGUGACAUCUUUGCUUGAACAAAACGGGACAGUAAAGGGGGUGUCAUACAAGACCAAGUCCGGUGAAGAGUCAAAGGCUUAUGCACCUCUAACAAUUGUAUGUGAUGGUUGCUUUUCCAAUCUGCGACGCUCUCUCUGCUCACCGAAGGUGGAGGUGCCCUCCUGUUUUGUUGGUUUAGUCCUGGAGAACUGUCAGCUUCCAUAUGCAAACCAUGGGCAUGUUAUUUUAGCAGAUCCUUCACCCAUCCUGUUUUAUCCUAUAAGUAGCACUGAGAUCCGCUGUUUGGUUGAUGUGCCUGGGCAGAAGGUACCUUCCAUAGCUAAUGGGGAAAUGGCAAAUUAUCUGAAAACUGUGGUGGCACCUCAGAUUCCAGCUGAACUUCAUGAUGCUUUUAUAUCGGCCAUUCAUAAAGGAAGUAUAAGAACUAUGCCAAAUAGGAGCAUGCCAGCUGCACCUCUUCCCACCCCUGGAGCUCUAUUAAUGGGGGAUGCGUUCAACAUGCGUCAUCCUUUAACUGGUGGAGGAAUGACUGUGGCCUUAUCUGAUAUUGUUGUGCUCCAUGAUCUUCUCAAGCCUCUGCGUAAUCUGCAUGAUGCAACUUCUUUGUGCAAAUACCUAGAAUCUUUCUAUACCUUACGUAAGCCAGUUGCUUCUACAAUAAACACAUUGGCAGGUGCUCUGUACAAAGUCUUCUCUGCCUCACCUGAUCAGGCUAGGAAUGAGAUGCGUCAGGCCUGUUUUGAUUAUCUAAGCCUUGGAGGUGUGUGUUCAAAUGGACCCAUUGCUUUACUCUCCGGUCUUAAUCCUCGCCCACUGAGCUUGGUUGUCCACUUCUUUGCUGUUGCUAUAUAUGGUGUUGGCCGUUUACUGUUGCCAUUUCCUUCACCCAAACGAUUGUGGAUUGGAGCCAGAUUGAUCUCAGGUGCCUCGGCUAUCAUUUUUCCCAUUAUAAAAGCAGAAGGGGUUAGGCAAAUGUUCUUCCCUGCAAUGGUUCCUGCAUACUACAGAGCUCCUCCUAUGAAAUGAAAUUCUGAAAAAUAUCCAUAACCAUGGUGUAACUCAGCACCUGAGGACACUAGACAUGUUGUUAGCUUGUCUUUUCUCUGGAUGGGUCUGGGAUUUGCAAGUUUAAUAUUCCGAGAGUGCUUGGACUGUUGUGUUCUUUGAGUCCUUAAAUUCAGAAAACUGUUAAAUAAUCCUGAUUAAAUUUUCAAAGUUUUGGCAACAUUAGUUGUCUUUCUGCUUUGUUGUCAGUAGUUGUAUGAACUUGAAACAUCUGUCUUUUCUUGAAGCACUAAUUCAAUUCUGUGUCACCCAGUGAAUUCAUAUUCCCUAUUUACUCAA